CUCGCGGGCCUGUUUGAAGUCUCUUUCCCCGAGGUUUUCGAGCAGUAUCAGGACGCUUUCCUCGCUGGCGCGUGGUUUGAGGCUAACGACCCUGGUCCGUGGCUCAACCGUGCGGUUGUGUGGAAGCUAGACGUCGGACUUCACUAUGAUGGUGGUGAUGGUGGCCCCACUGUCACCUUUCCAGUCGGCUUCUUCAUUGGCGGCCACAUGCAGGUUCCUCAGCUUGGCAAUGCGGUCUUUGAAUACCUUGCCGGACAUGUCCUGAUCAUGUACGCUGGGAAGAUUGCCCACAAGGUCACUCCCUGGGUACCAGCCAAGGAGGUCCAACGUUUCGACGGUACCUGGUGCAAGCUGCCUUCUUGCCUCACGCCUGGGCGUAUCAGCGGUGUGUACUUC
Molecule: messenger RNA, 396 nt
Organism: Epithele typhae
Lineage: Eukaryota; Fungi; Basidiomycota; Agaricomycetes; Polyporales; Epitheliaceae
Exons: 2
Source: RefSeq, a predicted model, not a curated record